Molecule: messenger RNA, 1236 nt
Organism: Candidozyma duobushaemuli
Lineage: Eukaryota; Fungi; Ascomycota; Pichiomycetes; Serinales; Metschnikowiaceae
Exons: 1
Coding region: 1-1236 (411 amino acids)
Cellular component (GO): cytoplasm
Molecular function (GO): ATP hydrolysis activity; GTP binding
Source: RefSeq, a predicted model, not a curated record
AUGGGCAAAGAAACGGUCAUUGGUAUAGUAGGCAAACCGUCGAGUGGCAAAUCAACAACACUUAAUGCGUUGACGGACGCUAACGCCAAAGUCGGUGCUUUUCCCUUUACAACCAUCGAUCCCAAUAAAGCCACAGGCUACUUGGAGGUGGAAUGUGCCUGUCUGAGGUUUGGAAAAACAGCCGAUUGCAAACCUAACUACGGCUACUGCAGAGAUGGCAAGAGAGGCGUGCCUGUGAUGCUUCUUGAUGUCGCUGGGUUGGUUCCAAACGCUCACUUGGGAAGGGGCCUUGGAAACAAGUUUCUCAGUGAUUUGACCGAGGCAGACUGUCUUCUUCACAUUGUUGAUGUUAGCGGAACCACCGAUGCUGAGGGUAAAGAGACAAGAGGUUACGAUCCGCUUAAGGAUAUUGAAUGGCUUCAGGACGAGAUUUUCCGCUGGAUCUUGGGUAACUUGACGGAGAAAUGGGGUUCUGUGGUCAGACGCCAUAUUGCAACGAAAUCAACGGCGCUAGAGACAUUGAGACAGCAGCUUGGAGGCUACUACGCCAAUAAGCAGUUAAUCGGCAAAGCUUUGGACUCCAUUCCUGGAUUGCCUCCAUUACAAGAUUGGGAUAACGAAAUGGUGGAAAGAGUCGUCAAGGCGUUCAUGUCGGUAAAAUUCCCCACCGUGCUUGCAUUAAACAAAAUGGACCAUCCCGACGCGGACAAGAAUGUUUCCAAAAUUAUGCUCAAGCACCCUGAGCUGAAGUGUGUCUUGACCUCGUCUCUUACCGAGGUGCUUCUAAGAAAGUUGGCUGCACAAAAUUUCAUCAAAUACGACCAGGGCACGGAAUUCGUCGACACGGCCGAGGACUUGCCAGACGCUGGACUCCGUGAGCUCGACGAAAAACUCCAAAACAGAAUAGAGAACAUCCGAGACUUGGUGCUCUACCGGUUUGGGUCCACUGGAGUGGUGCAACUUCUUCAAGCAGCAGCAGACGUUUUGGACCUCGUGCCCGUUUUUCCCGUCAGAAACAUCAAUUCCUUCACAGGCACGUCCGGCUCUGCCGUUUUUAGAGACUGUGUUUUGGUGAAGCGUGGGCUGUCGGUCAUAUCGGUCGCAAGACGUAUAAUGGGCGAUGUGACUAUUGCAGCCAUAGAAGGUGUAGGAGGCACCAGAGUGGGAGAGGAGGAUACCGUGGAUGUCGGCAAGAAUGACAUUCUUACAUUCAAGUUGGUGCCCGGAGGACACUAG